Capsicum annuum is the source of this 3145-nucleotide messenger RNA. Its product is annotated as phosphoinositide phosphatase SAC2. The record is from RefSeq and is a predicted model, not a curated record. The coding region runs from base 305 to 2803 and encodes 832 amino acids. Gene Ontology annotation, cellular component: intracellular membrane-bounded organelle. The transcript has 17 exons. NCBI's taxonomy places the organism in Eukaryota, Viridiplantae, Streptophyta, Magnoliopsida, Solanales, Solanaceae. Gene Ontology annotation, biological process: phosphatidylinositol dephosphorylation. Gene Ontology annotation, molecular function: phosphatidylinositol-3,5-bisphosphate 5-phosphatase activity.
AAAAAAAAAAAUUAUCAAAACCAAAUACCAAAAAUCUGGAGAAUAACAAGAUUAUGGACAGUAUGAUGAUGAUUCAAUUAUUAUACCCAGAUUUUUGAAAAAGUUCCUUUUUAUGCUUACCUGUACAUAAUUUCAUUUUCAUAUUUUUAUUUUUUUCAACAACAAAAAAAAUUGAUCCAAUAUAUAUAUAAGCCAUUCAUUUUGUGGACAUAGUCACCGGAGCUUGUUCCUUCUCCGAUCUCCUCCAUCCUUCACAAUUCAUCAUUGUUGUGAAUUCAUUGCAUCGGUUUUGGAGUUAGGAAGCAUGGGAACAGACAGCAAGCCGCAGCAACGGCAUGUAAUUAAUUUACAGCCGAACAGCGACAACAAUGGCUUCUAUAUGCAGAAGUUUCGGCUUUAUGAGACUCGUUCGAACUUCUACAUGAUAGGAUGGGAUAAGACCAAAACUUUUUGGAAAGUAUUAAAGAUUGAUCGAUUGGAAUCUUCAGAGCUAAUCAUUCAUGAAGAUCCUACCACAUAUUCAGAAUCUGAAUGCAUAGACCUCCUAAAUAGAAUACAUGAAGGAAACAAGUCUACUGGAGGGCUUAAAUUUGUUUCCCGCUGCUAUGGAAUUAUUGGUUUUAUAAAGUUCUUGGGACCUUAUUACAUUUUGGUCAUCACGGAAAGAAGGAAAAUAGGAAAAAUAUGCGGUCAUCCUAUUUACGCUAUCACUAAGAGCGAGAUGUUCCCAGUUCCAAAUUCUACUGUGCUUUCCGAUCUGGCUUAUUCUAAGGAUGAAAACAGAUACAAAAAGCUCCUGCGCAGCAUGGAUCUUACCAAGGAUUACUUUUUCAGCUACUCCUAUCAUAUUAUGCUUAGUUUUCAGAAGAACCUGAGCAACUCAAAGACAGGACUUGCCCUUUAUGAGACAAUGUUUGUGUGGAAUGAAUUCUUAACUCGAGAAAUUCACAGUCAACUCCAGAAUACUCUCUGGACUGUUGCACUAGUCUAUGGGUUCUUUAAACAGGCAACACUUACUAUUUCUGCGCAGGACUUCAUCUUAACCCUUAUUGCUAGACGUUCUCGCCAUUAUGCUGGUACCAGAUAUUUAAAAAGAGGAGUAAAUGCAAAGGGUUGUGUAGCAAAUGAUGUUGAGACAGAACAGAUUGUGUCCGAAGAUGAACCUGAAGGGUCCCCUUUUGGAGUAAGCGCAGUUGUGCAAAACCGUGGUUCAAUACCUCUUUUUUGGUCACAAGAAACUUCGCGCUUGAAUAUGAAACCUGACAUCAUAUUGUCUAGGAAGGACUUUAAGUUUGAAGCCACCAAACUUCACUUUGAAGAUCUUGUUCAAAGAUAUGGAAAUCCAAUUAUUAUAUUAAACUUGAUUAAGACUCAUGAGAAGAGGCCCAGAGAAACGAUUCUUCGUGCAGAAUUUGCAGAUGCGAUUGAGUUCAUAAAUAAAGAUCUUCCUGUGGAUGACCGCUUGAGAUUUCUUCACUGGGAUAUAAACAAACACCCGAGAAUGAAAGCUACAAAGGCCUUGACACGUCUAGGCGAGGUGGCUACUAAUGCUUUGGAGUUAACUGGCUUUCUCCAGUGUCAGCUUAUCCCUACUUCAAGAACUGAUGAGUUGCUAAAACUUUCAUCCAUCAGCUGUGGAAACAGAGAAGGCCGUGCUAGAAAGGACCUUUACGAAAUGGACGUUGAAAUGAACAAUGUGUGUGAUGAUCUUUGUGGAGCUUACUAUGUCAAACUUCUAUCAGUCCAAAAGGGAGUCUUAAGAACGAAUUGUGUAGACUGUUUGGAUCGGACAAAUGUUGGCCAGUAUGCAUAUGGGCGGGUUGCUCUGGCCCAUCAGCUGCAUGCCUUAGGCUUUGUAGAUGUGGACAACAUCAACAUUGAUUCACAUUCUCCUAUAGCACAUGACCUAAUGCAGAUCUACGAAGAAAUGGGAGACACUCUUGCAAUACAAUAUGGUGGAUCUGCUGCACAUAAUAAGAUAUUUUCAGAAAUACGAGGCCAAUGGAAAGCAACAACAAGGUCUCAAGAGCUCUUUCGGACGCUUCAGCGCUUCUACAGUAAUGCGUACAUGGACCCUGAGAAACAAGAUGCCAUUAAUGUGUUCUUGGGCCACUUCCAGCCAGAAGAGGGUGGGCCAGCUCUGUGGGAAUUGAAUCCAGAUCAGCAUUAUGAUGUUACGAGGCAUGGAUCAAGUCCAGCUGCAGAAAGAUCUAGGUCAUUUAUUAAAAGAUCGCUAUCAGAAGGAAACAUAAGUUGCGGUAGCAGCUCUCAUGGUAAAGAAACUGAUAUAGAUCAGACUGAAGACACUUAUCAGCCUUUCACUGACAGUGGAAAAGGUUGUAAGGGUAUUUCGGAGUCCACACCAGAAAUUUCUGCCUGUGACAGUGAUAUUCCGUUUACCAGGUACAACCCCUCACUGUCAAGCAAACAGUUUUUCAAUGAUAUGCAGUUAGAGCAAGCUCUCGGAAGUGAUUGCUUUAAAUUUCAAGAAGGUGCUUUGUUUGAUUCCUCAAAUUUUCUAGAUGUUGAUUGGCUCUCUUCAUCGGGAAAUUCAGGUGCAGAAGAAACAUAUGACAGAUCUUCAAUCAUGGCUUCUCCAUCUCGGGACUUGUCAUCAGAUAGUGUAACAAAUGAGCUUAAAGCAGAAACAGACCUCUCCGCUAGUGAUUCCGUGCCAGGCUUGAAGAAGGAGCAGACUAGCAGAAAUAUCGUUGUUGAUGCUAAAGAGAAGAAGAAGACACACCGGCAAUACUCUGAGAAGUUUGUGCGUUGGGUUAACGAAGGAGAUGUGCUUUUCCCUUGACAUCCAGUUCUGGACUCUUUUUGGAGCUAGCUAUAUAUUAUUUUGGAUAGUUACAUUGGAUAGACGGCAUCCUAAGGAUGUUGAUACAUAGAGAGAAAAUAGAAACAGCAAAUGACCAACAUUGCUUGAGGAAGAUUAGCCUAUACAAAGCUAUUGAGAUUGUAAACUUCCAGCAGCAUAGAAGUUUAUAUUAGGAAGUUUAGGGGUAGAUUGAAAAGGAAAUGUUCUUUUCAGUUGUUUUUGAAUCUUCUUUUCUCAGACCAAUAACUUUUGUAGGUUUCAGUUUCUGUAAAUAAUUUUAUUUAUUUAGAAAUUGGAGCUGAAUUUUUUCGUUUUGAGACA